Molecule: messenger RNA, 1672 nt
Organism: Aspergillus alliaceus
Lineage: Eukaryota; Fungi; Ascomycota; Eurotiomycetes; Eurotiales; Aspergillaceae
Gene: sitA
Product: TOR signaling pathway phosphatase SitA
Exons: 4
Coding region: 219-1391 (390 amino acids)
Biological process (GO): G1/S transition of mitotic cell cycle; peptidyl-serine dephosphorylation
Cellular component (GO): cytoplasm
Molecular function (GO): protein serine/threonine phosphatase activity
Source: RefSeq, a predicted model, not a curated record
GAUUAAUUCACCACGUGUGGGGGACGACGGCGUCACUUGAUUUAUCAUUCAAUUCAACUCGAUCUUCUAGAUCUUCGUCCCUCAUUAAAAGAGGACGGCGGUCAUUCGAUAAUUAAUUCUAUAUUUCUAACCCCCUUGUCACAUCAUUCUGCUCUGACUCCCACUCUUGAAGCACCCCUCAACCGCCCCCUUUGCUCAGCGCUCCUUCUACACUCACCAUGGUCGAUAGUAAAAUCCCACAACCUGGACCGGCGAAAUUGAAGCGCAAUGCCGGUCCCGAUGAAUGGCUGGAGGCUGCGAAAGAUUGCAAAUAUCUUUCCGAGCAACAUAUGAAACAACUAUGCGAGAUUGUGAAGGAGUUCAUGAUGGAGGAAUCAAAUGUACAACCUGUAUCGACGCCAGUCACGAUUUGUGGAGAUAUACACGGCCAAUUCUACGAUUUGCUGGAGCUGUUCCGAGUCUCUGGCGGCAUGCCGGACGAGUCUGACGUCGAGCCUCCGAAAACAUCACCGUCUGUCAUCACCUCAGCUGAUAUCGAGCCCCCAUCGUCGAUCACGGAUCCGAAGCUGCGGAAGAAGUUGAGAAACUCUGGAUCGCCUGUAGAAGGUGGAGAUGAAACAAGCUUCAAUGCAAGUCAGAGAGAGCGCUCCUCUAGUGCUGGAUCCAAUCAGGUGACGCUUAAUCGGAAUUUCGUCUUUUUGGGCGACUACGUCGAUCGAGGAUACUUCAGUUUGGAGACUUUGACACUAUUACUAUGCCUGAAGGCAAAGUAUCCGGAUCGGGUAACGCUGGUGCGCGGAAAUCACGAGUCUCGACAAAUUACGCAGGUUUAUGGCUUCUAUGAGGAAUGCUUCCAGAAGUACGGGAAUGCGUCGGUCUGGAAAGCUUGUUGUCAGGUUUUCGACUUUAUGACACUCGGCGCUAUCAUCGAUGGUAGGGUUUUGUGUGUACACGGUGGGCUCAGCCCGGAGAUUAGGACCCUGGACCAAGUUCGCGUAGUUGCCAGAGCUCAAGAAAUUCCUCACGAGGGUGCUUUCUGUGACCUGGUUUGGUCCGACCCUGACGAUGUGGAGACAUGGGCAGUCAGCCCAAGAGGCGCAGGCUGGUUGUUUGGAGAUAAGGUGGCGGAUGAAUUUUGUCACGUCAAUGAUUUGACACUGAUCGCCCGUGCGCACCAACUGGUCAACGAGGGCUACAAAUACCACUUUGCGAACCAGAACGUUGUGACGGUGUGGAGUGCGCCAAACUACUGCUACCGUUGUGGCAAUCUGGCGUCUGUCUGUGAGAUCAAUGACGACCUCAAACCCACAUUCAAGCUCUUCAGUGCUGUCAGCGAUGAUCAACGACACGUUCCUACAUCGCGACCGGGCCGUAGCGAGUACUUCUUGUAAAUUGUUGCGUCGUCUUGAUUUCGUUCUACAGUUUUUAUUUUGGGCAUACGGAUGAUUCUACGGUUCUAUGGUGAAUACUCGACUUGCACCCGGCGCUGGCGUUCGGAGAAAUCGCUCAUGUGAGAUGUUCCGCAGAGAGUGACAGAUGAUGGGCACGUUAUAUAACGAUACUAGAGCACAAUUAACGAUGUUUAUGUUUGAAAUCUGAGAUGCAUUUUAGUUAUAGUCAAAACGAGGCGCUUGGUCUACUCCAAAGCUCUACGGCAGUAAGUGGAGCCCGC